Messenger RNA from Exophiala bonariae, 1464 nucleotides. RefSeq lists its product as uncharacterized. Gene Ontology annotation, molecular function: NADP binding; flavin adenine dinucleotide binding; N,N-dimethylaniline monooxygenase activity. Lineage: Eukaryota; Fungi; Ascomycota; Eurotiomycetes; Chaetothyriales; Herpotrichiellaceae. The coding region runs from base 1 to 1464 and encodes 487 amino acids. The transcript has 2 exons. The record is from RefSeq and is a predicted model, not a curated record.
AUGGCCAACAAUCACUUCGACGCUAUCAUCAUCGGUGCUGGUAUCUCUGGUAUUGACGCCGCAUACCGCCUUCAGGAAGGUCUCCCUGAUUUCAAGUAUGCAAUCCUUGAAGGUCGCUCGGAGAUCGGUGGUACUUGGAGCUUGUUCAAGUAUCCCGGCAUCAGGUCUGAUUCUGAUCUUCACACUUUCGGCUUUCCUUGGGACCCCUGGAGAGAAGAGCGUGCCAUUGCCAGUGCCCCCUCUAUCUUGAGCUAUGUCAAAGGCUGUGCCAAUCGUCAUGGAAUCGACAAACACAUCAAAUACCACCACCAAGUUCAGACAUUGAAUUGGUCCUCUGAACAUCAGCAUUGGAAGCUUGAAGUCUCCGUUGACGGAAAAGAGGCCCUCUACUAUGCUCGACAUAUCCUCCUUGGCACUGGCUAUUACGACUACAAGCAAGGUCUGAAUUCACAAAUACCAGGUAUCGAGAACUUCAAGGGCGCUGUGAUCCAUCCCCAGUUCUGGCCAGAAGACCUCGACUACAAGGACAAGAAGGUCGUCAUCAUCGGUAGUGGUGCUACUGCAGUCACUCUAGUUCCUGCCAUGAGCGAGCAAGCCAAAUCUGUCACUAUGCUUCAACGAUCGCCAAGCUAUUUCCUACCCAUUCCACUGGUCGAGCCCAUUGAUCAAACAAUCAAGAAAUGGCUACCUGAGAGUGUGGCCUACAAACUGAUUCGAUGGAGAUUCAUCAUUAUGGGAUUCAUCUUCUUCAACUUUUGCCGCCUUUUCCCCAAUCAGGGCAAAGCGAUGCUUCGAAAGGCCACCGAAGCUGAACUACCCAAGAACAUCCCAUAUGACCCUCAUUUCAUGCCCAGCUAUUCACCCUGGCAACAGAGAAUGUGCAUUACUCCUGGAGGAGAUUUCUUUGCGGCACUUCGAAGCGGAAAGGCCGACGUUGCCACCGAUACGAUUGAUACCGUCACCUCAAAGGGCAUCAACUUGAAAUCAGGAGCUCAACUCGACGCCGACAUCAUAGUGACAGCCACCGGCCUCAAAAUCCAACUCGGAGGUGGCAUGAAAUUAUUCGUGGAUGGCAAGCCUCACACCAUCGGUGACAAAUUCGUCUGGCGCGGCGCUCUCCUACAAGAUAUUCCCAACCUGUGCUUCGUCUUCGGGUACACCAACGCGAGCUGGACCCUUGGUGCCGACGCAACGGCACAACUCUGGGUCCGACUUCUCAAGGGCGCAAAGGCCAAGGGCCAAACUAGCUUCGUUCCUCGCGUGGGUGAGAAGGAGGGCGUUCUUCCAGCAGAGCUGUUGAACCUCAACAGCACUUAUAUCAAGGAGGCGGCAAAGACCGGUGCUCUGCCUAAAGGCGGUGAUCGUGGUCCAUGGGUGCCGAGAAGUGUCUGGCUCAAGGACAUCUGGCAUGCCAGGUACGGUGAUAUCACCACCGGACUUCAAUUCAACAGGGUUUCGACUUGA